This is a messenger RNA of Paraglomus brasilianum, 128 nucleotides long. NCBI's taxonomy places the organism in Eukaryota, Fungi, Glomeromycota, Glomeromycetes, Paraglomerales, Paraglomeraceae. The record is from the annotation of a GenBank genome assembly.
GUCAUGCUUAUGAUAGAAACCAGUUAUUAGCAUUCUUCCAAAGCUAUCGAGAAGAAUACCCACUUACAACUUUGAUUUUAUACUUUCAAACUGCCACCACUAUAGAUGUCUGGCUGUCACAAAGUUGA